This is a messenger RNA of Penicillium verhagenii, 900 nucleotides long. RefSeq names its product SDR family NAD(P)-dependent oxidoreductase. The record is from RefSeq and is a predicted model, not a curated record. Bases 1 to 900 code for a protein of 299 amino acids. Lineage: Eukaryota; Fungi; Ascomycota; Eurotiomycetes; Eurotiales; Aspergillaceae. Gene Ontology annotation, cellular component: membrane. The transcript has a single exon.
AUGAAUUCACCAUUCACACUUCGAACCGACGUGUACCCGGCCAUCUCCCCUACUAUCCUCGCCGGAUCCUUACACGGCAAAAAUGCCCUAGUAACAGGCUCAGGACGAGGAAUCGGACGAGAAAUGGCCCUCGCCCUCGCGCAAGCCGGCGCCAACGUCGCCAUAACCGGCCGAACCGCCACCGAAGUAUCCUCCACAACAGCCGAGCUCGUGGCCCUCCACUCCCGCGCGGGGAAAGCGGGGAAAGCGAUCGGAAUUACCGCCGACGUGCUCGACCGGGAUGACCAAGCGCGCCUCAUCCGGGAAGUCCGCGCGCAGCUCGGCGAAAUCGACAUCCUGAUUCUAAACGCAGGAAGCAACAUCUUCCAGCCCUUCCACCUGACGGACGCGGAAUCAUGGUGGGACGUGAUGGAGCUUAACGUGCGGGCGCCGGUCGAAAUCACCCGCCUCGUUGUGCCGGAGAUGAUGGCGCGGAAUGCGGGGACGAUCAUCUUUACUUCUUCGCGCGCGGCGACGGCGACGUUGCCGUGGACUAGCAGCUAUAACUGUGCCAAGACUGCUAUUACUAAGUUUGCGGGGACGCUGCAGAUUGAGUUGGAGCAGGUGCAGAGGGUUGAGAGGAAGGUGGAGAAUGCGAUUGAGGUGUUUAGUAUUCAUCCUGGUGAAAUUGAUACCAGUUUGCACCAGACGGCGUUUCCUGAGAAGACGAAGGUUGAGGCGCCGUAUGUUAUUGAACAUAUGGAGGCUAUUGGGAAAAAGAGACCUCAUUAUGCGGGUGCGUUGCCUGCGUGGACUUGUGUGUGGCUUUGUGCUGGGAAGGGACUGGAUUUGAAGGGGUUGUAUGUAGAUUGUACUCGGGAUGUUGAAGAGCAGGCUCUAGCUGCUGUUCAGAAGAGCUAG